Pleurotus ostreatus (oyster mushroom) is the source of this 1254-nucleotide messenger RNA. RefSeq names its product 8-oxoguanine glycosylase ogg1 (gene OGG1). Bases 1 to 1254 code for a protein of 417 amino acids. Gene Ontology annotation, biological process: nucleotide-excision repair; base-excision repair, AP site formation; base-excision repair. The record is from RefSeq and is a predicted model, not a curated record. Lineage: Eukaryota; Fungi; Basidiomycota; Agaricomycetes; Agaricales; Pleurotaceae. The transcript has 4 exons. Gene Ontology annotation, cellular component: nucleus. Gene Ontology annotation, molecular function: 8-oxo-7,8-dihydroguanine DNA N-glycosylase activity; damaged DNA binding.
AUGUUGCAACCUCUAUUGCCAGGAUUCCACUCGCUGCCUCUGCCGGUGGCUCAAUUGACACUGUCGGCCGUUUUGAAAUGUGGACAAUCCUUUCGCUGGCAUAUACUCCCCCUUCCAUCUCCUUUGGUUGAUCCCCUCAUGACACACGAAUAUCGAUUCUGCCUACGCGAUCGAGUUGUCUGCUUGCGCCAGUCUCAAGAUACUCUAUUCUAUCGCUCCGUAUUCCCCGCUCCUUGCCCAGCCCCGGAUCAACUUGUGGCCAAAGAAAUCGGCACUUUGAACUGGUUAACGAACUACUUCCAGCUGGAAGUCGAUCUCAUUCAAUUAUACGACGACUGGAGCAAACGCGACAUCGUCUUCAGCCGUUUCCGAGACCGGUUUGCUGGCAUUAGAAUACUGAGGCAAGAUCCUUGGGAGAAUUUAGUUUCAUUCAUAUGUUCUUCGAACAACAACAUUGCUCGUAUCAGCAAGAUGGUCCACUCACUUUGUUCUCAUUAUUCGCCUCCUCUCCUAGAGUUAUGCAAUCCUUCUUCCCAGACCGAGUUUAGUUCCUAUCACCCAUUUCCGCCACCGGUCGCUUUAGCAGGUUCGGAAGUAACUGCAACAUUGCGGUCUCUUGGGUUUGGAUACCGUGCAGACUUCAUCCAACGUACUGCCAAGAUGAUUGUCGAGCGCUGCGACUCCCCCACUCUCCCCUUGGAUCCUGAGAGUUGGCUCCUAACUUUGCGUCAAAAGAGCACUGACGAUGCCCGCGAGGAACUCCUGAAAUUUGUUGGUGUCGGCCGCAAGGUUGCGGAUUGCGUCUUACUGAUGAGUCUAGACAAGAAAGAAGUUAUUCCUGUUGACACCCAUGUUCAACAAAUCGCUAGCAAAUACUACAAUAUUAGCUCCACGGCAAGUAAGAAGCCAAAGACGAACAUGACCCCCAAACUAUAUGAUGAAGUCGGCGGCAAACUAGCUGAUAUCUGGGGAGAGUACGCCGGUUGGGCCCACUCUGUGCUCUUUACUGCAGACCUCAAGUCUUUCGUAGAUUACGGUACAAUGGUGGCUGAGGAAGUAGCACGCGAUACAACAACAUUGAAAUCCGAAAAGCCACCCAUGGAUGACACUAUUAAUUCCAAUUCUCCGACUUCCAUCCCUCUCAAGCGUGUUCGCAGGCACAAUUCAAGUGCCAUAGAAAGCCCACAAGCGGUAUUGCCCCAGCCCUCGGACGACAGCCUCUACGAAAGGAUCAAAAGACGGAGACGAGGAUAG